This is a messenger RNA of Poecilia reticulata (guppy), 2115 nucleotides long. The record is from RefSeq and is a predicted model, not a curated record. NCBI's taxonomy places the organism in Eukaryota, Metazoa, Chordata, Actinopteri, Cyprinodontiformes, Poeciliidae.
UAUUUUGAAUAUUUCUGUCUUAGCUCCUGCUCUGUGUGUUGUUCUUUCUGCAAUGAUGAUUUUUCUGAGUCUUUUUACUCCAGCUAACGAUUAAUCAAUUAGUAAAUUAGUUAAUUAUUUAAAUAAUCGAUUAAUCGUUUCAGUCUGAGUCAGAAUUCCAGUUUCCAACACCGUCUGAACCAGUUCAGAACCAGUUCAGAACCAGUUCAGUUCAUGCCAGCAGGACUGUGGUUCCCCCGGUUAGCAGUGAUCUGCUCAGAGAACCAUACAUCCCAGUUGGACGGCGCCUCUCUGGGGAUUCCACCAGAAACAGAAUCUCAUCUCUGAUCAUUUGUUUCAGCUUCAGGAAAAUGGGUCAGGCCGAGGAGAACCGGGCAUGAAUCACGUCUGACCCAGUUCCUGCUCCAGUUGGAGGUCGGAGGAGGAUUAACUCGGAUAAAUGCAGGAGACGCUUCGCUCCGGGAUCGGGCCGCGCUCCUUCAGGAUUCUGUUUCUGCCCAGGUGAGACGUAUCCAGAAACAACAAGUUACCUGUGUGAUGACUCCGCCCACACCUGAGCCAACGCCACCCACAUUAACUUUAUAAAAGACAGAGACUCGCACUCUGGAUGUAGGAGAUGUCAUUAACCAGCAGCAGCACACCUGGGAUCCACCUCUCUGACGCCGACAGAUGAUUGUGAUCAGCUAGUCCAGUCGCCACUGUGAUGUUUGUUUCUCGUUGUCUCCGUCUCGUCCUGCGGGACGUCCUCUCCCAGUCCUGCCUGCAUCACUUCCUGCUGGAGUUUGUAGGCACCGCCCUCUUCCUGUCUGCCAGCCUAUCAGCUGUUCUGAUAAAGGCUGACCUGGGGUCGACCAGUCUGACCAAUCACAGCCGUCCCCCUGAGGGUCCUCCACCCUCUGGGUUCGUGGCGUGUCCCCUGCAGGUUGUGUUGGUCUUUGGUCUAUCCGUUGCCAUGGCAGCGCUGUCCGUGGGUGGAGCAGUUCACCUGAACCCUGCAGUUUCCAUAGCGAUGGCUCUGACCCUGAGGCUCCGCCUGUGGAGGGCAGCGCUGUACGUGAUUGGCCAGCUGCUGGGGGGCGUGGCCUCUGCUGCGCUGCUGCUGGGGCUGAUGGGAGAUGUGGCGCCUGCUGUGAACCAGGUGUCCUCCGGCGUCCGGCUGCACCAGGCCGUCACCGUGGAAACGCUCAUCACCCUCCAGCUGGUCCUGGUCGUCAUGGUUACCACAGAGCUCCCUCUGCCGGAGGUGGCCACGCCUCUGUUGGUCGGUCUGGCUGUCAGUCUGGGACACCUGGUGGCUGUAAGUCCCGCCCACCUGUCUGCUGGCCCUUUAAGCAGCCAAUCAGCCAAUCAGCUUCUGUUUCCUCUUCAGGUCGGCGCCACAGGAUGUGGGAUGAACCCAGCGCGCUCCUUUGGUCCCGCCGCCGUCACACUUGACUUCAGGAACCACUGGGUGUUCUGGGCGGGGCCUAUUCUCGGGGCGUGUGUGGCCGCCCUCCUCAACGACCUGCUGCUGCGACCGCGCUGGCGUUGCCCUGGAGAUUGGUGGGCGGAGCUAAAACAGCUGUAUGUGCUGACAGACAAACAGCAGCAGGGGGCGCUGACACAGCUGCCGUAACACACCUGAGCAGCGAAGAAGCAACAGAUCGUCCUCUUCCUCGUCGCCAUCAUAGUCCAGCUUUCUAAGGAGCUGGACUAAAAAUCAUCCCGGUCUUCUCCCUAAUCUAAUCCAGACUUAUUCUGAUUUAAUGAUGCUAAAAGAUAAACCUCUUUACCUCAAACAUAAGGACAUCAAUCCAACUCCAGCUGAUUCUUAAAGAAGCAGCAACCAUGCAGUCCAGAACUUUGUGAUUUCUAGUUUUAUUUUUAUUAUAAUGUUUUCAGCAUUUUAUACAAAUGUGCAUAUUUUGCAAAAAUACUCAUAUAUUAUGCACAAAAUAUAUUAUGUGUCAGGUGUGUGUCUGAACUUGAUAUUAACUCAAAUAUCCAGAAGCUUGUUGUUACAAAUAGCAGGUGCUACAUUUAAUGAAAUAUUAGUGGAUGUAUAUGCUUCUAUUUGAGCUUGUAUGUAUAAUUUUUAACCUGUGUGGAUCAAAUCCUUAAUAAAUUUAAACCUGA